GGGAGGUGGGGAGAUCCGGCUAGAGGGGAGGCUCCAACGUCUCCUUCCUUCCUGGUUCCUGCAGCAGCUGCUGCCACUGCUCAGCUCAGCUCGGAGAGGAGAGAGCAGGCGACUUAGAGACGGUGACUCAGAGACGGAGCAGCGCGCGGGCCAAGGAACACUGGCGUCCAUGGACCCUGGGGGCCUCAUCAGGACAAGGUGACAUCCUUCCCCUUCUACCCUGCUCUACGUCCUCAGCGGGGAGUGGCCGCUGCCUUCUCCAUGGACUUCCAAGAGAGGGUCCCUCCCUCCCUGGCCGUGAGCACUCAGUCUGCAAAGCCUGGCAGUGUCCAGCAGGUCUCUGAGCUGUGGGAGGUUGUGGAGGAGCCUCGGGGCCGGCUAGGGGCAGAGGGUAUCAUGCCCGAGAGGCAGGAAGGCCACCUGCUCAAGAAGAGGAAGUGGCCUCUGAAGGGCUGGCACAAGAGAUACUUUGUGCUCGAGGAUGGGAUCCUUCACUAUGCGACAACUCGGCAAGAUAUCACCAAGGGGAAGCUUCAUGGCUCCAUUGAUGUCCGACUGUCUGUCAUGUCCAUCAACAAAAAGGCCCAGCGCAUUGACCUUGAUACCGAGGACAACAUCUACCACCUCAAGAUCAAAUCCCAGGACCUGUUCCAGAGCUGGGUGGCCCAGCUGCGUGCCCACCGCCUGGCCCAGCGCCUGGACAUGCCCCGAGGCUCGCUGCCAAGCACCACUCAUCGGAAGGCUCCUGGUGCACAGCUUCCAACAGCCAGUGGUGCCUCGGCUCUACCUGGGGUUGGCUCCCGGGAGAAGGUGUCUUCCUGGCUGAGGGACAAUGAUGGGCUGGACCGCUGCUCUCAUGAGCUCUCUGAGUGUCAGGGGAAGCUCCAGGAACUACACAGACUCCUGCAGAGCCUGGAGUCCCUGCACCGGAUCCCCUCAGCCCCUGUUAUCCCCACACACCAGGCCUCAGUGACAACCGAGAGACCCAAGAAGGGGAAACGGACCAGCCGCAUGUGGUGCACACAGAGCUUUGCCAAGGACGACACCAUUGGACGGGUUGGUCGUCUCCAUGGCUCUGUUCCCAACCUGUCUCGCUACCUGGAGUCCCGGGACCCCUCAGGCUCCCGCGGGCUGCCACCCCCAGACUAUGCCCACCUGCAGCGCAGUUUCUGGGCCCUGGCCCAGAAGGUGCACAGUUCCCUCAGCAGUGUCCUGGCCGCCCUCACUGCUGAACGGGACCGACUGAGGGACCUGCACCAGGGUUCAGAGCUGUCAAGGAUGGGGGUCUCUGAGGCCUCAGCUGGCCCGAGGCGCCUCCACUCACUGUCCAUCUCCUCAGACACCACUGCAGAUUCUUUCAGCUCCCUCAACCCCGAGGAGCAAGAAGCUCUGUACAUGAAGGGGCGGGAGCUGACACCCCAGCUGUCCCAGAGCAGCAUCCUGUCCCUCGCUGAUUCCCACACGGAAUUCUUUGAUGCCUGCGAGGUUCUCCUCUCUGCCAGCUCUUCUGAGAAUGAGGGCUCAGAGGAGGAGGAGUCGUGCACCAGUGAAGUCACCACCAGCCUGUCCGAGGAGGUGCUGGACCUCAGGCUUGCUGAACGCUGUCAGAAAGGGGGGUGUGUUCCAGGGAGAGCUGCAGGGCCACCCCGCCGCCGCUGCCUGCCAGCGGCCAGCGGGCCUGGGGCUGAUGUGAGCCUGUGGAACAUACUGCGUAACAACAUUGGCAAGGACCUGUCAAAGGUGUCGAUGCCUGUGCAGCUCAACGAGCCGCUCAACACCCUGCAGCGGCUCUGCGAGGAGCUCGAGUACAGCAGCCUCCUGGACCAGGCCAGCCGCAUAACCGACCCCUGCGAGCGCAUGGUGUACAUCGCAGCCUUUGCUGUCUCUGCCUACUCCUCCACGUACCACCGGGCGGGCUGCAAGCCCUUCAACCCUGUCCUGGGGGAGACCUAUGAGUGUGAGCGUCCUGACCGGGGCUUCCGCUUCAUCAGUGAGCAGGUCUCCCAUCACCCCCCCAUCUCAGCGUGCCAUGCGGAGUCUGAGAACUUCAUCUUCUGGCAAGACAUGAAGUGGAAGAACAAGUUCUGGGGCAAAUCCCUGGAGAUUGUGCCUGUGGGGACAGUCAAUGUCAGCCUGCCCAGGUUUGGGGACCACUUUGAGUGGAACAAGGUGACGUCCUGUAUUCACAACAUCCUGAGUGGCCAGCGCUGGAUCGAGCAUUAUGGGGAGGUGCUCAUCCGGAACACGCAGGACAGCUCCUGCCACUGCAAGAUCACCUUCUGCAAGGCCAAGUACUGGAGCUCCAACGUGCACGAGGUGCAGGGUGCCGUGUUCAGCCGGAGCGGCCGUGUCCUCCACCGCCUCUUCGGGAAGUGGCACGAGGGGCUAUACCGGGGACCCCCGCCCAGCAGUCAGUGCAUCUGGAAACCCAACUCGAUGCCUCCAGACCACGAGCGGAACUUCGGCUUCACUCAGUUUGCCCUGGAGCUGAAUGAGCUGACGGCAGAGCUGAAACGGUCGCUGCCUUCCACUGACACGCGGCUCCGGCCGGACCAGAGGUACCUGGAAGAGGGGAACAUACAGGCCGCUGAGGCCCAGAAGAGAAGGAUCGAGCAGCUCCAGCGAGACAGGCGCAGAGUGAUGGAGGAGAACAAUAUCAUCCAUCAGGCUCGCUUCUUCAGGCGGCAGACGGACAGCAGCGGGAAGGAGUGGUGGGUGACGAACAACACAUACUGGCGGCUUCGGGCCGAGCCAGGCUACGGGAACCUGGACGGGGCUGUGCUCUGGUAGCCCUGGCCCUGGGGGCAAGAGGCUCUGCUUCCUCCCUCCUGCCUCCACCCCCACCACGGACACAUGGGCAAAGCCAGGCUCCCCGACUCACCGCCCUAGAGACCAAAGGGGCCCCCUGGCUCUGGCCCGUUCCCCUCUGCUGGCCAGAGGGGCUGCAUCUCAGCCCAUCGCCCUCCCUGUAUUUGAGGUGGGAGUCAGGAUUCGUGCUUCCCCAGUUUUGUUGCCCCGGACAACCAGCAUGUAAGACCCUUCUUGCUCUGUCAUCCCCCUCCCUGUCCCCUGGGUACUUGGGGGAGACUCCAGGCUUUCCAGGAUCUGUUCCCAUUUCAGUGCCUUCUAGGACACAGGGGACCCCUUGAUGCCCCCAGGCUUCCUGUGCGCAGGGCUCUGGCCCCAGCUGUGUGGUUGGAGUGAGUGAGGGAGAGGAGGUGGCCUUUUUUUCCACCCUGUCCCUCCGGAGCCCUUCUCCAGCAUCUUCUUCCCUGUGCCCUGGCCCAGUGGGGCGCCCUGUGCUUGGUCUCUGGCAAUCUCUCCCAUCCUCCUGGAUCCCCUCCUCCCAAACCACAAAGCGCCUGCAGCUUCGAGCUCCUUUGUCCCUGGUCCUCAAGUGGUUUCCUUCAGUCUCAACUCAGAGGGUCCCCCCAGAGAAGAUGAGGCCUCUCCAAGAGGCAGGGGACAGACAGAGCCGGCAGGAUGCCCGGCCUCAGACCCACUGGCAGUGCGUGAGCAUGUUGAGAGUGUAAGCUUGUGUUAGAAGAGUGUGGUGUGUGUGUGUGUGUACCCGUGUACUGCUUGCAGGCGAGCAGCAUUCCUAAUGUAGCCUGACGUCUCCCCUGCUGGGUGUCUGCCACCAUUGCUGCUCAUUUUCACAGUCUGCCUCUGAUUAAGGUGAAUCGCUAUGACAUUCCAAGCUCCAAUAAAGACUGUCUUAAACUUUG
This is a messenger RNA of Equus caballus (horse), 3728 nucleotides long. The record is from RefSeq and is a predicted model, not a curated record. NCBI's taxonomy places the organism in Eukaryota, Metazoa, Chordata, Mammalia, Perissodactyla, Equidae.